This is a messenger RNA of Talaromyces marneffei, 1398 nucleotides long. RefSeq lists its product as uncharacterized. Lineage: Eukaryota; Fungi; Ascomycota; Eurotiomycetes; Eurotiales; Trichocomaceae. Gene Ontology annotation, molecular function: DNA-binding transcription factor activity, RNA polymerase II-specific; zinc ion binding. The record is from RefSeq and is a predicted model, not a curated record. Bases 1 to 1398 code for a protein of 465 amino acids. Gene Ontology annotation, biological process: regulation of DNA-templated transcription. The transcript has 4 exons.
AUGCCCGGAGUGCCUUCUGGAAAGGCUUGUGAUGGCUGUCGCAGAUUGAAGAAAAAGUGCGACGAGAAAACUCCCUCGUGUUCACGAUGUAUCCGUCUCGGUUUAGAGUGUAUUGGUUCUGGUCAACAACGAUACAAGUUCCAACCGCAUCAGACAUUCGCAAAUGUCAGAACAAGAAAGGCCGUUUCACAGACUAAAGGCCUCUCCACCACAACCACGUCGCAAUCCAACAAAGUCAAAAACGAAGCAGAUCUGAUCACGUUCUUUCUGAGAUUACCACCCAGCAAUAAAACCACAAUCCUCACAAGCCAAUUUAUCCAAGCCAUCAAAUUAACGACCAAUUUAAAAUACAAUCUCGCGUGGGCAUACGGGUUUUUCUUGUUUGAGAUUCCGCGACGCAUGAACGAGAAUGAAGCCUUGGACACUGCAGUCAAUGCGCUUAUUUGCGCGCACUCCAAUUUCUGCGCAGGCUCAGGGGUGUCCGUUAAGACGUUGAGUAGUUAUUCCCGUGCUUUGAGAAGCUUGAGGAAUUGUCUCGAUGAUCGGGAGAAAGCUUCGACGUCGGAAACUCUAUGUGCGGUUAUGCUGCUGUUGAUAUGUCAGAACCUCAAUGGUUCGGAGGGCAGGUGGUCAGGCCAUGGCGAAGGCGCGGCAAAGUUACUCAAAGCACGAUCAUUUACAAAGCCGCGCGACAACUUUGAAGAACAAUUACUCCUUUCUCUGCGGGGAAGUGUCUUAUUUGAAGGUCUUCUCAACGAGAAGAUAGAACUUGACCCGCAAGAAUGGAUUUCACUAGUAGGAAACGAACUUGACGCGGAUUUCCCCGAGGGAAAAUUAAUGCAACAUCUUGCACAUGUGCCAAAUAUACUCCGGCGUGCUCGGGUGGCAACCAAUGCGAACGAAGUCGCAAUCCUGCGAGACGAACUGAAACCCGCAUACGCAGCUUCCCAGAAACUACUACUCCAGCUACAUAAACAAUGGGCCGAGGGCCGCACACUUGAUCCGAAUAGUGCGCUCAAGAACACCAUACUGCACGCCUAUUAUCAGCGUGCAUAUGGGAUUGGACUUUUAAUUGUGACCAUCUUGAACUGGCUGCUUGGCGCGCUCACCCCUCCCUUGGACGCAAUCGGGCUUAUAGCAGACUCCACGAACUUAGUGGCGCAGAUAUUGGAAUUGGCUCAGGUGGCUAAUAUUUACCGGCCGUUAGGGUCGGGGUAUGUGCUCGUCGUGCUAAGUGCAGCAUGGCUUGCAGCCAGUAAUGACAGUGAAAGGGUGGCUGUGAAUAUGUUGCUGCAGGAUUAUCGGCAGGAUUUUCCUUUGAGGGCCACGGACAAAUUUAUGAUUGAGUUGAAGUGGGUGGCUGAGCAAUUGCAGUAUUUACCUGUUGGUAGUGCGUGA